AUGGAGCGACUAGUCUCAGCACGUGUAAACACACGAUCUUCGCUAGCAUGUCUCGAGUGUCGGACAAAGCAUGUGAAAUGCGAUGCUAAACAGCCGCGAUGCAGUCGCUGCACGGCGUAUGACAAGGCGUGCCAGUAUACAGCUUCAAGACGCGGUGGCCUUGAUCGAGCGGCUUUGACUGAGAGGCGGAGACGCCUGGCUAAGAAUUCUGAUGCGCAACUAGAUCAUAUUGCGUCGGAGAUAUCUGUGGCAGUAUCUGAUGAGGGGAUCACCUUGGGUGAUGAAUCUGUGACUGGGGCGGAUUGCUUGGAGGUGUUUCAUGUGAGCUUACCCGUUCCAACACCAGUACUAGAGAACCGCGAAACACCAAACUUCAGCCAUGGCGGUCUCACCGACGAUUCUUUGGUCAAGUCGUACUAUGCUAACUUUCACCACUUGCAUCCUUUCGCUCCCCCGUACAAGCACUUAGUCCAACUGUCUCAAGCAUCGGCUUUCAACUUCAGUCCCCUCAUAGCUUCCAUGCGACUGAUCGGCCAUAUCUACGACACCCACCAAUGGUCAGAAUCACUUAGCAGCGCCGCCGAGGCUCAACUGUCACAGUCCAAACCAUCAGAUGCUGUUCAAGUUCAAGCUCGUCUGCUUUACUCGAUCGCUUUAUUCUGGUACACCUUCAAGGCUGAGGCAAAAGAGCAGAUGGAUGCUGCAAUCGAUGUCGCGGUCAAGUUAGAAAUGCAUAAGAAGGAGUUCGCUACUACAUGGGGCUUCGGAGACUCGAUGAUGGUCGAAUGCUGGAGACGAACGUGGUGGAUGCUAUUCAUCACGGAUGCUUCCUACGCUGGAACACUGGGGACAAUGAACUUCAAAACAUUACAUGUUGAGCCAACUGCGGAGCUUCCUUGCGAAGAGUCAAACUAUGAAUCAGGUACAAUUCCCGCACCAAAAACUUUACAGGACUUCGACUCCCGCGAGUUCGAUAGCGAAGACGUGGUAUUCUCAUCCUUUGCCUAUCUUAUCGGUGCCGUCCGCUGUGCAGCACAAGUCAUUUACAUGUCACCGAAAUGCGCGACGAAAGAAGAUUCAGAAGCCAUCAUACAAUCGGCUGAUUCGGCAUUCGACGCCUGGCUGCUACUACUUCCCAAAGAUAAGAAGCCAGUUCUAAAGGCAGAUGGAACCAUUGAUGAGUUGAUGUUCCAGGCUCACUUACUCAUUCAUGUCGCGACCAUUGGUAUACACAGGCCAUUAUCGGAUCUGAGAUUUAACCCCGUUGAAAAAGUAUCCAGUUGCGCUCGAGAACCACCGGCAGAUACACCUAAACCAAAUCUCGUCAACGUACACACAACGAGGAUUCUCAAGUCAGUCAAUGCACAGAUUCAACUCUUAGCUUUGCCUGUCCGCCCGUUUCACCACACGCCUUUCACAACAUGCAUGGUCAGCGAAGGAACUCUCGCCCUUCUCUCAGCUUGUACAUACAUGCUCAAAGAUCAAGCUUUGGCAGUAGCGCGAGAUCAGAUUCGCUUGACCAUUGGAUGUCUCAAAGCCGUAGGCGAGGUUUGGCCGAGAACUGCGAGAAACGUCAAAGAGAUACAGACUAUUGCUCGUCAUGUCCUGGGACUCGGAGGGGGUAGUGCGGAGGUGGGGAGUACUCCGGGAUCAACCCAGGUUCCGAGUUUGACGCAAAGCGAAGGAGAAGGGAGCAUGGAGUCUUUGCCGACGAUGGACCAAGAUGAUAAUGUCUUUGCGUCUCUGGGGUCUUUUGAGGAUAUUUGCGGAUGGAUCAACAUGGGUGUGGAGCUGGAUUCUAGCUGGAUUGAAGGAGGUACAAGUUGA
This is a messenger RNA of Fusarium fujikuroi IMI 58289, 1827 nucleotides long. RefSeq names its product related to C6 transcription factor. Lineage: Eukaryota; Fungi; Ascomycota; Sordariomycetes; Hypocreales; Nectriaceae. Gene Ontology annotation, biological process: regulation of DNA-templated transcription; DNA-templated transcription. Gene Ontology annotation, molecular function: zinc ion binding; DNA binding; DNA-binding transcription factor activity, RNA polymerase II-specific. The record is from RefSeq and is a predicted model, not a curated record. The transcript is spliced from 3 exons. The coding region runs from base 1 to 1827 and encodes 608 amino acids.